Messenger RNA from Micropterus dolomieu (smallmouth bass), 3245 nucleotides. RefSeq names its product zinc finger protein 132. Gene Ontology annotation, molecular function: DNA-binding transcription factor activity, RNA polymerase II-specific; RNA polymerase II cis-regulatory region sequence-specific DNA binding. Bases 389 to 2359 code for a protein of 656 amino acids. The record is from RefSeq and is a predicted model, not a curated record. Lineage: Eukaryota; Metazoa; Chordata; Actinopteri; Centrarchiformes; Centrarchidae. The transcript is spliced from 2 exons. Gene Ontology annotation, biological process: regulation of DNA-templated transcription.
AUGGAGGAGCCAUACGUCCAUGGGAGGAGCUCGGUGUCGGGGACGCCAUCAACAUGACGGUGUCUUCAAAUGUAAAAUUUGAAGGGGUUUUUCUUUUUGUAAUGUUGUGAAUCGUAUCUGUACGAUCGCCUCCUGUAACGUUACAGAUGGAUACGCUUCAGACACAACUCUUGAAGAGAGGCUGUUAUUUCUCAAAUCGAAAAUUCAAAUCAUCACAUACAAGUCAACGUUAGCGGUUUGUAUUGGUUAACGCACAGCUCGGACGAACCGUCACCUCUAGUUUGGAGGCAAGAAUUGAUUUUACCUUUGGUCUGUGCUGUAGGCAUCAGUUUUUUGGUCCAGUAACAGUUACUAGAGACCACUUAGAGGUUGCACUGACCAGCUCCUUAUGUCUGAAGACUCGAGCAGCGAAGAUGAAUGGUGUAUAUACGCAAAAGGGCAGGUGGAUGAUACACACCCAGAGGCGAAAUGUUGGGAAUGUGGCCAAAAAUUCCGCAAGAUAUCAAGCUUGAUGUCGCACUACAAAAGCCACAAUAUCAAAGCCACCUGCCACAUCUGCACGGUUACUUUCCGACGCCUGACGUCUCUGUCGACGCACCUGGAUAAUGCACACUCGCCACCCCUCUGCAAGAAGUGCCAUCAGUCUUUCAAUAACGUGUGGGAGUUGAACAAGCAUGCGGAGACACGUUGCAUGGACUCAGCGCCAUUUGAAGAAGCUCCCUCUUUGAUUUCUGCGGUUAAAUAUCAAAUUCCGAACAGUGACUGCUUUUCUAAUGAGGCGACUGCACAGCACAGCUUAAACUCAUUACUGCGGGGCUCAGUAGAGUUGAGACCCUGGCAGAGAAUUGAGAUGAAGCCUGAGAGACUUGAGACAUCUGAAAACAGUGUUGAGUAUAUAGUUGGUGAAGAUGAUAAAGAUUUUGACAUGGAAAGUGAUUGUGAGAAGGCAGAUGACUCAUCAAGCUCCGAAUCUGAUGGCGAAGAUAAGAGGUGCACUAAACCUGCAGACUCGUGUCCAUCUGAUCCAGAAUCGGAUGGUGCCUCGAGUUCAACUGACUGUUCCAGUGACUCUUCUAAUAGUCCGCACUCCCCUGCAGCCCUUCCUAGCACUACUAGUUCAAUAUGUGCUGCGUGUGGCAGAGGGCCGUUUAGGUCGAUGAAGCUCCAUUUGCUGCACUGUAGUGGUAUAAGGGUGAAAUAUCAGUGUUCGCUGUGCAAAGAGCUCUUUCUAAGUGAGGCGUCUCUUAAUGAACACUACAUGCCUUUGUAUUCCUGUGAUGUCUGCGGCCAGGUUUUCUCUCACGAGAACUCGUACCAUCACCACCAGUGCCCCAAGGCAGGCAAAUCACCUUUGGUCCUCUUUUGUUCCGAGUCAAUGCCACAAGUAUGUAACAUAUGCAAAUCCUUUUUCACCUCUGACAAAACAUUGUUAAACCAUGUCACCAGAGUUCACACGUCAGUAGUCAGCACCAAGGUAUGCAUCAUUACCAAUCCAGCAGCAUUGACCGAUAAAAAGGUUUCACCAGCUGUCCGUGGCACGGCAGCCCACUCAGCCAUCGGUACUCCAAAUGUAGUCAACCAGGUCAUUAAUGGAAAACUCCAAUUUGGCCAAACCUCUCCGGGAUCCACUGUUGUGAAAUCUAGCCUUUCCUCUCUCACGAACUUGUCCUCCUCCCAACCAGGCAGACCACCUGCUUUGACGUGCUUGGCGUCCGCUGUUGUACCUGUCGGCUCGGGGAAUGACAGUUCCCUAUGCCGGCCAACCAACCAGCCUUUAAGCCAUCUUUCUGCACAUUCAUCUGUCCCUAUUGACGCCCCUGACACAACUCCAGCCACUGCGGCCUCUGACCCUGUCUCCGCGCCAAUGCCCACUAUUAUGGCCAUGUUUGAGAAUGACAGCCAGGAUGUGGCUUUGAUGAAACGCAUGAACACUGGCUGGCGCUCCAAGGCGCCUUACCCCUGCAGGCAGUGCGGUGCCAUCUUGCGGCAGCCCUCCCUCAUCAUCUGCCACCGCUACCUCCACCGAGGCCACCGCUCACACCAGUGCCAGUGCGGCCGAGCCUUCAGGCACCGGCUGCACCUCCUGCGACACUGUGUUCAGCAUGCAGAGGCCGUGAGCUACAUCUGUGUCAGCUGUGGGGGGACUUUCACAGGAGCAAAACUCUUAGCCGAGCACAUGAGGGGCAGGUCACAGAAAAAAUCACGUUCUGGACGCACAUGGAAAUGUAAAGAUAAGAGAAAUAGUAGAAUGCCGUUUACAUGUGACUGUGGACAACACUUUUUUAGGCCUUCUGCUUACAUAUGGCACCAACUUCAAAACAGGACAAAAACUAAACACUUAAAGAAGCCCUCGAAAUGACGAAGCACCAACAAAUCACUGCUUUAUCUUUGGUUUUUAGGUACUCUUCUCCAAAUUUGUGCUCCACACAUUAACAACAAAAGUGUUAAAUCAGAAGGGAUCGUUCACACAUUUCAUCUGAUGUUCACGUUUUAUAAUUUUUGUAUUACCAAGUAACAAAAUCAAAGCAAAAUCACACAUUGAUUCAUUGAUGGCUUUUAAUGAUAAGCACGUCCUGGAAGGUCAUCAACAUGUUUUCACCAUGUGCAAAUGGUUAAUAGUAAACAGCGCUGAAACAAGUUCCUCGUAAGUUCUUUUGACAACAUACCAGAGUACAAAUUAACCCACAAGGAACUUUUUUUUUCAGUACUGGAUUAAGUUAACACACAUCAAAACUCCAGUUUAUCCUCCAGAGAAAGAGUUUGUCCAGUUUUGUAAAUUUUUCUCACAAAGUGCAUUCAGUGAGGUUUGUAGUAAGUCCUCUUGUCUUCUGAUUCUGAUUUCUGGUUUUCACUACAGCAGAUUCAAAUGUUAUGCGCCUGUGAGAGGUCUUCAGGUAUUCAGGUUUAAUACCAAGAUUGAGAAUAGCUCAUGGCUUUUUUUAUGGUUGCUAUAUAAUAUUUAUGAUUUUAAUGUUAACAAUCCUCCAUAUUAUGUAGUUUAAAUAAUUCAUGUCCACUAGAUGGAGCUGUUGGGUUAUUAAAAGACAAGUUUACAAGGCAACUUGUACCCACAUUUCAUUGUUUUCAGAACAGGUGUAACCUGUUAGAUGCUUUUCUUGCAUCUUGCAGAUGAUUACACACUUAAAUGUAGAUAUUAAUGUUUGAGUUUCAGUUGACAUACCUUUAAAAUCCCAAGGACUUGCACUUUGAAAUAAAGGUUUCUUCCAAUAAAAGCUGAAUUGAAA